AUGGUGAGCAUUAGCGGGGUUCAGAACUUUAUGAGCAGUGUUGGAAUAACAUUGAAGCCGAAAAUAAUGUCAUCAACUGAUGCGUAUGGAAAUGUAAAUACAUUUGCCGUAACAUCUGCACCUUUAAUUUUACAGGGAAUUGACACGCCUUUUGUUGGCCGAAUUGGAUUUAAUAUCACUCCCGGCUCCGUGAAGUUCGGUCGCUUUCAAGAUCCUCGAGCUACGAUACGGAAUCAAAUAAAGAAUCGUGUCCCUGUUGAUGCUGGUUCUGGAAAGUCGUCUAGUCAUCCUGUUCCUGCUUCUACGGGUGGUCAAAUUACCACUAAAGGAAUGACUUAUGAGGAUAUAAAAAAGAACUUAAAGGGUACCGGUCAACUUUUCGAAGAUCCUGAUUUUCCUGCUGUGGGCUCAUCUCUGUUUUACUCUAUGUCCGCACCUCGUGGCAUUGAAUGGAAACGUCCAAAGGAAAUCUGCAAUUGUCCCAAGUUUGUAUCCGGUGGUACAAGUCGUUUCGAUGUUCGCCAGGGUGAGCUAGGUGACUGUUGGCUGUUGGCGGCCGUCGCAAAUCUCUCUCUGUACCAAGAUUUAUUGGAGCAAGUCGUUCCACCGGAUCAGGACUUCGAUAGCGAUUACUGCGGUGUCUUCCGAUUUACUUUCUGGCGCUUUGGUGAAUGGGUGGAGGUCGUUGUGGACGAUCGUCUGCCAACACGCAACGGACACCUCGUUUUCAUGCAUUCUACUGAUUCCAAUGAGUUUUGGUCGGCUCUGUUAGAAAAGGCAUACGCCAAGCUGUUUGGCUCGUAUGAAGCACUUCGAGGCGGUAGUACUGUUGAGGCGCUUGAAGAUUUCACUGGUGGCUUAGCGGAGUUCUACGAUCUUCGUGGAAAGCAACCCGCCGAUCUUUCCAAGAUCCUGACAAAGAGCUACGCCCGCCGAACCCUCAUGGCCUGUUCAAUCGGCGCCGACCCGAAUGUCGUCGAGGCGGAAUUGCCCAACGGCCUCAUCCGCGGUCACGCCUACUCAAUCACGAAGAUUGCCAAUGUAACCACAGCAUCGGGUCCCGUGCAGCUCAUCCGUAUCCGCAAUCCCUGGGGAAAUGAAGCCGAGUGGAAGGGACGUUGGAGCGACAAGUCUCCUGAGUGGUGUAGCGUUUCAGAGGAGCAGCGUCGCGAGCUUGGCCUCAAUUUCGAUGCCGAUGGCGAAUUCUGGUGUUGCGUCACACCCAAGCCACCCCUCUGUGGUGUUCUGUGCCGUCAGCUGUGUUCAGCUGUUGCUGGCAUGGCAUGCAACGCAGAGACAUCUGUGUGCUGGCUGGUCCGCAAACUCGCGACGAGCACCACGAGCUGUGUGGAGAGCGCAGGCGACUUGCCCAAAACACAGCGACGGGUUUGCGCACACGCGCCUCUUGUUGGUGCCAUCUCCACCGCUGCACAAUGCGUGCCCUCGUGCGUGUCUGCAUGUGCCGCUUUAACGCUGGCGUGGCGGCUUUUCACUGCUUGCAAUAAAUACGCGCCUCAGCGACGCCUCGAGGUAGUUCUGAUGGGCGUCGGGCGUUUUAGCCGCUCACUGAUGUGUUACAAUGAUUUCGUCUCGGAAUUUGAGAAGCUGGAGAUGUGCGCCCUUGGUCCGCAGUCUCUCGAGAUGACUGAGGGCUCGAGAAACGUGGCCUUCGAGAUGACAAUCGAACACGGUGGCUGGCAGCCCGGCGUUAACGCCGGUGGCUGUCGCAACUUCCUCGACACCUUCUGGACCAAUCCCCAGUACAGAGUGCACGUGGAAGACGCCGAUGAGGGUGACGACGAGAACUUGGGAACCCUGAUCGUCGGUCUGAUGCAGAAGGAUCGUCGAAAGAUGCGCAAACAGGGUGCCGAUUUACUCACCAUUGGCUUCAUGAUUUACGCACUGAAGGAACCGCGGUCGGGGCUUCUGGAUAUGAAUUUCUUCAAGUACAACGCCGCGGUGGCGAGGUCGCCAGCCUUCAUCAACACCCGCGAGGUGAGCGGCCGCUUCCGUCUUCCGCCAGGCGACUACGUCAUCGUUCCGUCAACCUUCGCCAAAAACGAACGCGCCGACUUCUUGCUUCGCAUCUUCUCCGAGCGACUCCAUCCUACUGAACAAAUGGACGACACUGUCGGAAUGGAGGACCCACAAGGUGCCGUCGUCCCGGAACCUAUCAACGAAAGUCAGGUCGCGGCGCUGAAAAACGCUUUCGAGAAAGUCAGUGGACCUGAUGGCGAGGUCACAGCCGAUGAACUCAUUGACAUUCUCAAUGUGGCCUUCACUAAAGAACUCAACGAAGGUCGAGAAGGGAACCAGCCUGAGGUUCCGAACAACAAGCCUCCUGCUGCUGCCCCCUCUCGCGUUUCCUCAAAGGGGCUCAGUUUCCUCUGUUGUGGCCUGGGAGAAAAGGCCGAGAACGCCAAUUCGGAGGCUGGCCCCACCACGGCUAAACCUGGCGCUGAAGGUGGUGAUAAUGACUUUGCCUUCGAAGGUUUCAACAUUGAGACUUGUCGCAGCCUCAUUUCUAUGAUGGAUGUCGACCGUUCGGGCAGUCUGGACUUUGAGGAGUUCAAGUCACUCUGGGAAACGUUGCGUCUCUGGAAGGGCAUCUUCAAGAAGUUCGACGCGGACAACAGCGGGACAAUGAGCUCUUUCGAACUCAGGAACGCUCUCAACUUCGCAGGUUUUCUAAUCGGGAUAGGAUUUUACGAUUUGACGACUACAUCAUCUGCUGUGCUCGCCUGA
Mesocestoides corti is the source of this 2745-nucleotide messenger RNA. The record is from the annotation of a GenBank genome assembly. NCBI's taxonomy places the organism in Eukaryota, Metazoa, Platyhelminthes, Cestoda, Cyclophyllidea, Mesocestoididae.